Molecule: messenger RNA, 555 nt
Organism: Peniophora sp. CBMAI 1063
Lineage: Eukaryota; Fungi; Basidiomycota; Agaricomycetes; Russulales; Peniophoraceae
Source: the annotation of a GenBank genome assembly
AUGUACGGUGGCGGACGUAACGAACAUGGCGGUCCUGGUGGACACGGUGGUGGGGGUGGUGGAUUUGGCGGCCCAGGCGGUGGUGGAGGGUUUGGCGGCCCAGGCGGUGGUGGAGGGUUUGGUGGACCCAGAGGCGGUCAACAAGGAUUUGGGGGCGGACACGGUGGAGGACAAGGCCAAGGCUUUGGCGGUCCUCAAGGCGGCGGUUUCGGUGGUGGCGGCGGGCAUCAUGGCGGAGGUGGAGGACAAGGCUUUGGCGGCAGCCCGGGCGGUGGGUUUGGAGGAGGUGGAGGCGGGCAGGGAGGCUUUGGUGGAGGCGGGCAGCAUCAUGGAGGCGGUCCGGGACAUCAUGGUGGGCAGCAAGGUGGGUAUGGUGGACCGCAGCAGGGCGGGUUCGGUGGGCAGCAGGGAGGAUUCGGAGGACCGGGAGGGCCGCCACCUGGGCAGGGCUAUGGUGGUCAGCAGGGGUAUGGCGGUCAGCAAGGGUAUGGACAGCAGCCACCGCCUCAAAAGCAUCACGGUCUGUUGAGCAGCUUGCUGCAUCAUAAGAAGUAG